Messenger RNA from Malassezia vespertilionis, 1083 nucleotides. RefSeq lists its product as uncharacterized. The transcript has a single exon. The coding region runs from base 1 to 1083 and encodes 360 amino acids. Gene Ontology annotation, molecular function: nickel cation binding. The record is from RefSeq and is a predicted model, not a curated record. Lineage: Eukaryota; Fungi; Basidiomycota; Malasseziomycetes; Malasseziales; Malasseziaceae.
AUGGGCCUGCCCAUGGGCCCGCAGCAUGCGUAUGGCAAAGCCUACUUGGCCGCGACGGUAGAACCGGGCCAGCUUGGACCGCCCGUUUUCUCGCACUUGCAAAAUCAGUUUCCGCUGCGGCUUCUUACGCCGCACGCGGCGUGCCGCAAUGCGACGAUCACUGCGGCCAAGUACGAGAAGGUGCCGGUGAAAGGCAUAGGCAUCCUCUAUGUCGUAGGCUUUGGCGGAGGUCUUGUGAGCGGUGACCACGUCGACCUAGAAGUGGAUGUUGGUUCAAAUACGCGGUUGCUUCUGUUGACGCAAGGGAGCACAAAAGUCUUUCGCGAACGUCGUGGUGGGGAUCCAAUAGCCUCAUUGCAGGGACAGCGGCCGCCGCUUCCCGUGUCUGAGCAAUACUUUCGGUAUAUUGUGCGACCGAAUGCAACUCUGGUCCUUCUUCCUUCGCCCGUAACUUGUUUUGCACGGUCCAGGUACAUGCAGACGCAACGAAUCGAUUUGCGCAACGCACAGACGUGCUCCUUGGUGCUACUCGACUGGUUCACAGCUGGGCGCCUUUAUGUGGAUACAGACGACCGUAUACCCGAACUGUGGCACUUUUUCUUAUACCACAGUCGCAACGAAGUCAGGAUUGAUGGCGAGGUUGUGUUGCGCGACCGACAGCAUCUCGAGCAGGAUUUGCCGGAGAAGCUCGUGCGUGGCGUGCCCACGGAGCUAUCUUUUCGCUGUAUACCUUACAAGUGCUAUGGAAUGUUUGUCUUGUACGGCAUAGAGUGCGCGGAAAUAUGCGAGGAGCUAUCAAAGAAAUUUGACUGCAUCGAGCAGCCGCAGCCGCUCCUACGGUCCGGCGGUGCCACCGCUGCAUCCCGUGUUACGCCGCAAGACGUGCUAUGGAGUGUUAGUCCUCUUUGUUCUGGCGCGCCGAUUCCGGGCGGUGAGCUGCGGAAAAGGCCCACCGACAUGCCCGGCAUUAUCCUACGGUUUGCGGGGAUCGACAUGGACACGACACAAGCGUGGCUGCGCGACAAUUUAAAGUCAUUGCGAUACUUGAUUGGAGAUGAUAUGUAUCGCAUUGCAUUCAGUUAG